CAGGCGGCAGCCCAGGCCCGGCGGCGGCCCCGGCGGCGGCCCCGGCGGAGGGCGGCCGCGAGAGGAAGCCGCUCCGGCCCGGCGGCAGGGCGCGGGGCCGGAGCCGCGGGAGGGCCCACAACGCCAGCGCGCUCUCCGGCGGCCCGUCCGUGGGCGCGCUCAGCUGCUCGGCGCAGUCGCUCGCCGAGAUGGCCAGCCUCGGCAGCCUCGGCAGCCUCUGCGCGGGCGCCCGCCCGCGCAUGGUGCAGCUGAGGAAGGUCCGCUCGCAGCCCACGCUGGCGCCCCUGAAGCCCUCCUGGGACAGCCGGCACCACGUCCUCGUCACGCCGGGCAACCGGCUCGAGGAGAUGGUCCACCAAACCACGAGCGUCGAUACGCAUCACAAGAGCAGGCUGGCACUGAGUAUGGAGAUGCUGGAGCGAGAGGUACCCAUCCAAGUCUGGAUGCAGCAGCAGAUGGCGGAGAAGAAGAAGGUAGAGGCCAGAGCCGACAUAAGGAGCCAAGAGAGCGAGGACGACGAUGAUUGGUGAUGGCUCCAACUCUGCGCUCGAUGCAUGUGGCACCCGAAUUGGCCCUUUUCAUGCAGUGUCUA
This is a messenger RNA of Prorocentrum cordatum, 592 nucleotides long. Lineage: Eukaryota; Dinophyceae; Prorocentrales; Prorocentraceae. The record is from the annotation of a GenBank genome assembly.